Messenger RNA from Nematostella vectensis (starlet sea anemone), 11122 nucleotides. RefSeq lists its product as uncharacterized. Gene Ontology annotation, molecular function: metal ion binding; protein binding. The record is from RefSeq and is a predicted model, not a curated record. Bases 240 to 5930 code for a protein of 1896 amino acids. The transcript has 24 exons. Lineage: Eukaryota; Metazoa; Cnidaria; Anthozoa; Actiniaria; Edwardsiidae.
AGCCUUGCUUCGAUCGCUCCCCAGGUCGCCAUGUUUUGCCCGAAAAAUAUGACAAAAUAAUGCGUUUUUUCAACCAAAAUUGUGACAAAACAGGCACCAAAAAUACAAAUAGAGGCCGUGGAAGGGGAAGAGGAGCGUAUAACGGCAUACAAAGUGAGUAAUUCUUCAUAACCGUUGAAAAUAAUAACGAAAAUCAUCCAGAGCAAGCAGAAGCAAAGGUGGCACAACCUCGGAAGAUUAUGUUCCCCAAAAACCCCAAUACCGACAAAGGGGAAGAUUUGGAAAAGGUGAAAGUAAAGUCCUUAGAUGAAAUCAUACGCGAAAGAAAACAGAAGGUCUUAGAAGCACAGCGAUCCGACACAGCGUCCGAAACAUGCAAAGAAAAUGGAGAAAGUGACUCUGCAUGUACAAGUGUAACAAGGUCAGGCUGUCAAGUAAGACUUUUUCCACUCACCAUACCCAUCAAAGCCUUACCAUCUCGUCCAAAACAGAUGGCACGAAGAGGGAGAGGCAAGACAAUUGUUAGCUCACAUAGCAGGCCGAGAGUAAACUCUGGAAGCUCUGACAGUGCUAUGGAAACAGAAAAUAGCAAACCAUCCAUUGACAACACUGUGUUAGAUGGGUCUAUAAAGAGAGAGUUGAAGAGAGAGGAAAAUAUCUCCUUUGAAGUUGAUGAGGAGGCGCUACUCAUGAGUGAAUCUGAAGAUGGUGGGGACAAUAUUGAAAGUUCUUCAUUGUCUGGGACAUCUGAGGUUGAUUUUAGUGAUGUGCCGCUGGGUGGUUCCCACAAAGAGGAUAUCCUGGAUGAAGUUCUGUCUCUCCACCCUGAUGAUGAUUCUAUGUUUGAUGAUAUGGAAGAUGAUGCUGAAAAGUCUGGCACCAAGCGUUUGAGUGGGAGGCAUUCAACUAGUAAAAGACACUCAAGGGAACCUUCAGAUGCUAGGGAGUUAAUUCAAGCGAGGCAGUCUAAACCCUCUGAACCACUCAAGAUUAAAUCUGAGGUGGACAAAUCAAAAGAAGAGGAAGUUAAAGAGGAAUCAAGAAACAGGACUGAGAGGGGCUCCAAAGUAAAAAGAGAGCCAGAAUGGCUGAGAGAUCAGCGGUCACCUGGUGAGAAGCGCUUCAAAAUCCCAAAGAAACCACGAAAUGCAAGAGUUGGCUUCAAGGGUGCCAGAGGGCGAGGGAGCUACCACAAAAGCCAAGAAAGAAGCAUGUCAAAUGACUUGCCAGACUUUUUCCAAAAGGAGGGAUAUAACACAAAUGUAAAGUUAGAAAAUCUCCAAAAAUCAGCUACCAAGUUGUUGUCCUAUCUACAAGAGCAGAUAACAAACAAUCCCAUUGUUAAAGAAGGACUAAGUCCAUUGCUGUUCCCCUCACACCCAACUGCAGGACUGCAUGGUAACCCAGGUAUUCUUGGUCCAGCACCAACCAGUAUGUUGGCUAUUCCAGGCAGUACCAUGGGCCAGAGGGAUUCUCAUGAGGUACCUAGGGUUACACGAUCAGGAGUUCAUAACUCAAGAGUCUACCAUGAGAGGAAUGGACCAUACUGUGACCCAGCUCAUGUUAGACCUGUUGAUCUCAUGGAAAGAAGUAGCAAACCCUUGCCCCCUCAUUCACUUGACAGGCUCAGACUUGAGCGGUCUUUAGGCAUAGAUCAUUCAAAGAACCUUAAGCAGCAUGGGAACUCUGAUGUAAGCUUUUCAGGUCACUCUAGCCCUCGGGAGGGCAAUUCAUCCGGACAUUCAAGCCCUCGGGAUGGAAUGGAGGUAGACAAGCCUGCAACCCUGAAGAGACAGAGUUCAAGGCAGAGAGAAACAUGCAGUAAAGUUAAGAAAUUAGAGGCUAAAUCUAAAACCCCAGAUUGUCCUGAAGGCUACUGUUGGAGUCAGUUCCAAGUGGGAUUGUGCUCAUUUAAGUUUUGUAGACUAAAACACUUCCCUACAACUGAAGAACUGCAGAAGUAUAAGGAGACUGGAGUUCUUGAAACAGAAAGUGCUGAUCUCCCAAGUUGUGACGAGGCAGUGGCCCCUCCACAGAAUGCUGAAGAACAGCAGUCAGGAAUGUUUGACCCCAACAUAAUACAGGCUGCUUACAAUGCCCUGGCAAAAAAGGCAGCAGAAGAGCUAGAAAACAAGAACUUGUCUAAUGUCUGGACAAUACUGGAGACCAUGAGUCAGGUGGACUCGUCCCCACAUCACGUGUUUCUAAAGCUUCUGCAGCAAACACUUGUUUCCUGUGCUGAGCUGCCUAGUGACCCUGAAGAAGUUGCUAAAGUCGCAGGCCAGGUCUUCGAGCUGAUCGGAACUGUCCAGAGCAAGCACACUCGCCAUGACUACACAACUUUUAUCCAUGUACUUUGUUGCACUGGAAAGAUAACCAGGGCUUAUGAGGUUCUAAAAGUGAUGAAGGAAAAUGGUAUUGUUCCUACUCAUGAUGUCUUCAUUGACCUGAUUAGAGCUUCUCUGGAAGAACCUGACUUAGCUUUUGAACUGCUCAAAGAAGUGAAGGAACUAAAACUGUUUAGAACAAGUAUUUGCAGUGAAUUAAUCCUGUUGAGUUGCCGUGGGAACACCCAUAUGCAAAGGGCAUGGCAGCUGUUUCAAGAAAUGGUUGACAAGCAGGUUCCCCUCAGCAUAGAUGCUGCUUCCAAGCUCAUCUUGACAUUCAUCUCACUCAAACAGACUGAGAAAGUCUUUGCUGUUGUCAAAAAGUGCUCAACCCUUCCAUUAAUGUUGCCAUCAGAGACCCUAAGUGCAAUGAUAUGGAGCUGUGGCACGAAGGAGGAUUACAUAGAACUAGCAACUGCAAUGGUAUGCAAACAUGCAGAGACCUGCGAUCCAGGUUUAGAUGCUGAGACUUGGAACUGUUUGUUGUAUGGUUGCUGUAAUCCACAUUACAAGAUUGUGGAUCAUGCCCGGAGGCUGUAUUUAUUCAUGAACACAUUCUCCAUCCCACUUCUGCCAAAGGUAUUUAAUGUUCUUCUAUGUUUCCUGGGAAAAGCAAACCUAAUCAAAGAAGCUCUUGAGGUGUUCCAUGUCAUCAGAGAAAACCCUGAAGUGGACUCCAACCCUAGAGCAUAUUUUGAAGGUGUGGCUGCAAUAUUCUCUGCUCUUCAGAAAGAAGAAGAUCUCGAUGGCAUUUGCAAUGUUGCUGAGUUUAUGGUUGAAAAAGGGUUUCAGGUCAAUGCGAUUACACUGAUGAAAAUAGCCACCAAAUAUGAGAUGGAAAAGCUUUACGAGAGGAUGUUUUCAUUCUUUAAAAAGUUUUUUAAGGGGAAUCUUAAUCCUCCCUAUGCUGUACUGCGCAAAAUGCUGAGCUGCCUUGAAGAAUGGAGUGAAAACACAUCAGCUUCUUUAGAAGUGUACAAGACGAUGCGCCAACUCUACCCAAGGCCACCAGAAGAUGAAUCUUCUACUGACAACUGCAAUAGACCACCUUUCGAUGACCAGAGGUACAUUCAUCAGCCAACUAUACCUUGUCGAUUCUUUGCCAAGGGAAACUGCUUGAAAGGGGACAGAUGUCUCUAUCUUCAUGCUCAGGAAGCCAGCCAUCCCAUGCCACCAAUUUUCACUGAGACAGUGACAUGUUCCUCAUAUGAGGUAACAAACUCACUCAACACUCACCCUGCACUGGUGAGAGCAGACAGCUCCGGAGAACCUUCAAACGCUCCUAAACACUCUCCACUUAGCAGCAGGCAUCAGCCCCCACCAAGUGUUGAUAUGUCUCAACCACCACCGCCAGCUUUUGCUGCACCACCCCAGCACCUACCUCACCUAGGAGGGGCAGUGACUCAUACCACAACAUCACAUCUGUUUGGGCCCUCGCCAUUUGUACCAUCAUUUACUGCUCAUUUACCCAGGCCUGUAGUUUCUGCUGAAGCAUUCACACCUGCAUUUGGUGUUGGUGCUACAAGUCUGCCUCAACCCAUUGCAUCAAAACAGCUAGAACCACCCCCACAGCCACCCAAAGCUGGUCCAUUUGUCCUCAUGAAAAAUAAUCAAUCCGGAUUUGGGUUCUCGAGAAUUGGGGAUCGACUGGGACCACUUAACAAUCCAGCAAGCUCUUCAGAAAGCAGUCCCACAUCACCAUUCACACUUAUACCACAACAGUCAAGCCUAUUUGCUACAUCAUCUCUUGGAACAGAUAUUGGGCCACGCCCAGAAAGCCUACAACCAUGGGCGACCAGACACAGUGUUGAUGUAGCAAGAUCUACAGGUCCUGCAUUAGCUAGCAGAGGAACUCACUCAGCCCCAGUAUUCCCCACCAACUCUGAUCAGGGAAGGUUCAAGUUCCCCACCUCUACAAAUGUGCAGUUCUACAAGGCUAGAAUAGAGAAAGUGGCAGAGGAAGCAGAAUGGGAGGACCUGGCAGAUAUCUAUUCAGAGAUGAAAGCCAAGAAAGUCCCCAUUGAGAGAGAAAUGUUAUUUCUCUUCUAUAGAGCUUUCCUCAUGACAGGUGCCAAGGAUGUUGGUGAUGCCUUCCCAGUAUUUGUCAGUGUUCUUGACCAGGUUGUAAAUGAGGACAAUGAAAGUGAUGCAAGCGCUGGGGAGGUUUUUGACACAAAUGAGCAGACUUUGAUAGGACAGCUCGGUGUUGCUCUGAUGCAAGAAUGCUUCGGUCUGCAAGAAUUUCAGGACGGCUACAAUAUCCUCCACACUCUUCAUCAAUACUCGAUCAACUAUUCACAAUACUCAGCAAAUUUUAUUCCUAAUUUACCUCCGCUAUCGCCUUCAUCUGUGGCAAUGCUUGCUGUUGAGAUAUGCUUAAGUAUUCAAGGACCCCAGUAUGACAGUGCUCUUGAAGUGUUACGAGGCUGCAAUUAUGCUCUUCCAGCAAUUGGAACCACUUUGACAAUCAGAGAAGCAAAUAUUAGGCAAUCACUGUUUGAGAAACUUGCUGCUUACUACCUUCACCGUGAAAGAACUGAUGAGGUUGAAGAACUGCUUAGCAAUAUUGGUGACAAAAAUUUGUUUGGACUCAUCCAUCUUAAAAAGAUUAACAAUAACCUUAUUCGUUGCUACUUGAAACUUGGAGAAUUAGAAAAAGCUCUUACUAUUUCCAAGCAAAUGGAGACAGAUAACCUUAUGCGUGAUGGAGAUGUUCUAAGGGCAUUGAUUACAAAGCUAGCUGGGGCUGAUCGCAUUACAGCAGCCAUGGAACUGUUUGCUGUUGGAUGCUCUCAAGGGCUAUACCCUCCUUUCCCAGAGGGCGCAGCCCUGUGGAAAGCAACCAUUUGGUCAGAUUUCCACAAAUUUGAGGCUCAGAUUUACUUAGAACGUCACAUGCAACUGCUUAGUUCAUAUGUGAAGAAGCAGCGGCAGGAAUCUGAAAUGCCUUAUAGUGACAAGCACUUUCAAGCACUGCGGAUUACCAUAAUAGAUGUACACCAACAGAAGGGAAUGAAGCAGGAAAACGUUAUCGAAGUGUUGAGUAGUGAGUUCAACCCUCCUUUGAGCUGCGGCAUAUCUGACAAACCAGGGGAGGUGAUUGUGAACCCACGAAGCCUGAGACGUUGGUUUCUUGCCAAUCCACUCUCCAGCCGUAACAUUGAGACUUCAUUGUUUUCCAAUGCUGCCGAGACACCCACUCAUAGAGAUGUGGUGGCCUCUAAUCGCGAGCAAGGUAUGGUGAUCCACGUAGGUGUCAGUAAUGAACCCCAGGCUGUGUCAAAAGCUCCUGAAGUACUGCAGGCAGAGGUGGAAGAGGUAAAGAAAAAAGUGAGGAACACCAUCUCUGGUCUGCUAACACGCUAUCUCCGUGAUAAAAGGAUAUCUAGUCGGGAGCACUUACGAACAUAUGGGCGGGAACUUGCUGACGAAUAUAUGAGGAGCAACACUAUUGAAGAAAUCCAGAGAAACAAACGGGAGACGCGUGAACGUAUUCAAAAUUUCGUUGCAAGGCACUUUGAUACCCCAGACGUUAGUGGUUGAAGACCCGAUUCCCAGAGAUAUUUCAUUAAUACUUGGCGAUCUCCUACCAAAUACCCCUGAUCAUCACGUGAUAAAGCUGUAAAUAUGUGGCAACUACGAUAAUUACGGAUCAAAAUACAUGGACAAAUGCAAUGUUCUAGCCAUGUUUGUGAAGCAUCUCCCUGGAUGCAAAAACAAAGGGAAAGUUAAAUGAUUUUCUGACUUUAUGCCUAAUGAGCGACCUCUUGUUUUACUCUGAAAAGCGUUCGAUUUGGUAAAUGCAUCGUUGUUAUCCCGUUUGGUUACCUGUAGAUAGAUAGUUAUUAAUUUAUAUAAGUUUUAGUGUUGUUGGUAUGCAUUUGAAUGUAUCACUGCUCUCAAAGCUCUCCUCCUCCCACAUCAUUUAAGUAGUUCUUCUUUUCGCUUUAAGACUCUCUUUGAAGUUCUUUUUUCUUUUUUUUUUGUCAUUCGACGUUUUCUAGAAUUUUUCACGGAAUUGCAAGUUUUUGUUAGGCUCUCUGAGUCUUGUGAUAUGACAUAAUGUUGAAGGCGUCAUCUGAUGCUCUUAUUGAUGCAAUGGUAGUUGACAUAUAUGAUCAUAUAUUUGAAUUAUAACUCUGUUUAACUCAGCAUGUUUGCUGCAGAUCUAUUUCAAGCCUGCUGAAGCGUUAUAUUGUUUAUAUAUUUUUAUUUAUUGAUAUUUAUUAAAUGUUGAAGGCAUUCCUGUUUACUACUACUGUUUUUAAAUCGUCCAUGCAAGAAUUUGGAAAGGUCACACUGUUCUUUGCUUCAACUGUCUUCCAUGAUAAGUUUGUGAGGAAUCGGGUAAAAGAUUUUCACAGAUAUUUAUUUAGGCAAUUUCCGCAUUUUAAAAUUAUCCAAUAUUUUUUUAUUCAAAAUAAACCUUUUAACCCUAAAAUCAAAUCUUAAAAAAAAUGCAACAUUUUGUUUCAAGUAUGAUGACUAUGGUGCAAUUAAUUGUUUAGGCGAAUGAAUUUACUAGGAUUAGCAUCUAAUGGCAUGAUAACCAAGUUCUUUUACAGAGCAAUUUUCCAUACCAAUCUAUUUUAUGUGCUAAUAGAAUCACGUAAAAUUGAACUAUAACCCUUUCAUUAUACUGAGUUAUAUUCUCCCAGACGUGAAAUUUAACCUUUUUCUAUAGCUUAUUAUUUCGAGUCUUGUUUGAAACUAGUGUGUAGCGUACGCUAAAUAUUUGUAUUAAGCCUAACUUCCUUUCAACAACAUGUGCUCUCCGACCAGAAUGGAAGACAAUGGACAAUAUUAGUUACUCAAAGGUCUAAAUUUUCUCCAUUUUAAUUUGCACCAAACAGUGAAGUGUAGUAAGAUCUUUGACUUUUCAGCUAUCUUGAGUUUCUCGAAGAAGAAAGGUUUUUAAGUUCAACUUUUCACUUGGCUGAGUAGUUCCUGCAACUUCGGUGGUUUCAAUACCCAGUUCCUGUACACAAGCAAGCCUUCCAAUGUAACUGUGGUUGUACCAUUUAAUCCAGUGCAAUUUUCCCCAUGUUUGAAUCCAAGGAAUCCAUUCAGGUCCUGGUUGCCCUUAUGUCCUUCAUCGCUGUACCACGAAAGGUGCUGAUAUCAUUACAUUCUUGUCCCAGAAUCUUCAAGGCCUUCUCAGUUUCGGGACUUGGCGAUGUCAGGCAGCCACGUACAUCCUCGAAAAAUUUUAAGAUUCCAUCCAUGCGUUUGACUUCUCCUCCUAAUCGCUUUUGCAUUCUGCUCCUGUUAAAGGUCCAUAUUUAGUCUGACCUGAGGAGGCAUGCCUUGAAAUUGUUUUUACUUCUCGUCUGAAACGGUUAUUUGAAGAGGAGGCGUAUAAAUAUGGCCAUUUCCUGUGGCUGUGACGAAAGGUUAUGUUAAUCAUAUUGACAACUUUCCUCGUUAUGAUUGUGGAUGGAGGUGUUAGCAAGAUGUGGUACCUUUCCACGUUUGGAUGUUUGCGGCCCCUUGUUUAUAUUUUCAUGAUAGUGUUAAUUUAAUUGGUAUUAACAUUUUGAAAUAAUUUCCUAAAACCCCUUUAUAGUAUCAUAUAAUAUUAGCCUGUGGUUCGUUUACUUGACUGUUAGUUUUCUGUUCAACUAAAAUUUCGUCAUAAGAUACACCGUUAAACCUGAUGAGGUCAAAUAUUUUGUAUAAAGAUUUGAAUGUAAAAGAAACUACAAAAGUUGAUAAGAUUGUAAAUCAAAUGAUUUUCAAUAAUUAAAACACAAGGAUAGAGUUCAGCAAUGUAAAUCAUUAAUUUUGUCGAUUUUCACAAACAGUGUCUGAAUAUUUUAUAAUUAUACCUUGAGGCCGAUAAAUGUUCUAUUCAAGAUUAAAGUUCGCCAAUAAGAUGGUCAAUCUUAGACAAAAAUAGGGACGAUUGAAAAUGGUUUGUAUAGCAGCGGUUGUUUUUCAGUGCCGGUCACUGGCCGCUCUUAUCAAUUGAUCUAAUGGAUUAAAAUCCCGUUGAAAUUAAUUUCCAACGCUUAAUUGAUAAAGUACCCCAAACAUGUGAGACGAAGUGACCAUUUUAUUUGGCAUUCUUUAUAUUAAAAGGUGGUCUGUGUUGGCAAUUUUAAAAUAGGGAAACAGAUCUCCAUUCAAUAGCUCAGUCUGUUAACACACAGUUGAUUUUUUUAUUAAACCAAUGUCGUGGUAAUAAAUCUUUCAAAAGUUAUAUUUUCAUUUGGGACGCUGCUACAAGAAAAAGAAAAACGAUUAUUAUGCCUACCACUGCUUUUUAUACUCCUCUGUCCAGAGAGUGUAAUCUGUGACUGGUUAUUUAUAUUCAGUGAUAUUCUAGUCCUUGUCAAUUCCAUGUCCUUGAACUUUCCGAGAAGAGCUAUGAGAUCCUCAUUGGGUUGCCAAUCCUACAAUUCAUUCCUGGCGCUUGGUAUUGGUUAUGCACUCUUGCUCUUCUCAAACAUCGUUCUACUCCUUGUCUGUUGAAACUAUUAUCCGGGUUGCUCAAUUUUUGAUGUCAUUUGCAUCUGAAGAGAGCAGAAGCCUCAACAUUAAGUUUGUGUUGACUGGAAUGCUUGUUAUGGGGUCCAAUGGAACCACCCCCACGUUGUAGGGCCUCCCUUGUCUAUGAAAAAGAAGAUGGCCGUCCACUGCUGUUCCAUCAUCGGUGGCUGAAACAGAGUUGGGGCCAGGAGAAAAAUGGGUGCAAUGACUGAAAAUAGUAAAUCGAACCUCUAUUAGAAUAUUAUGAAAAUGGAUAGAUUUCUUUGUUGAGGAAAAAAAUUCCCAUCUCUGCAUUCUAAGUAGACUGUUACAUCAAUCAGUGACUUUGAAUUUUCUAUAAGGCGUUGUUUAAACAGUAGUCGACGUACAAUGAUGCUCCAAAGCUGCAUAAUUUCCGAACGUGGAUGUCGUUUACGUGCUUGUUGGCUUUCGACGAAUCCUACCAUUUGGUUCGAUAAAAUAUGCAACUUUCUAUGGUGAAAUUUAUGUGGCAUCUUGUAGUCUUAAUGUGAUUAUACGUAACACAAGUAUUUGCCUUAUUAGAUUAUAUUAAAGAUAAGUAAGAUAAUAUAAUAAAGCAAUUUUUUUUUUUUGCUUUAUUCAGUUAUUCUGGGGAAGGCAAAGUCCGGAAAUGCUACAGAUACAUGUUACAGAUGAGGUGUUGUGUAAAUGAAGGGUGGUGUUGUGGAAAAUGCAGAUCACAAUGAAAGAAUUAAAACCCCUUAUCUUAUAGUUUACAGUACCAGCUUAUCUAAUUGGAAUCUCCGAUGCACCAUCUGACCUCUUUUUGGUGGUUAUCAAGAUCUAAUUUGUGUCUGAUUGGAAUCUCCGAUGCACCACCUGACCUCUUUUUGGUGGUUAUCAAGAUCUAGUUUGUGUCUGAUUGGAAUCUCCGAUGCACCACCUGACCUCUAGUCGGUUGUUAACAAGAUCUAGUGAUUGGAAUCUCUGAUGCACCAAUGACAUCUUGUUGGUGGUUUACAAGAUCUAGCUUGUGCCUGAUUGGAAUCUCUGAUGCACCAGCUGACCUCCUUUUGGUGGUUAUCAAGAUCUUGCUUGUCUCUGAUUGCACCAAAUGACCCCUCGUUGGUGGAUAUCAAGUCCUGGUUGGAAUCUCCGAUUCACCGGAUCUGCUAAGACUGCUUUGCCGAUGUUCUUGUGAAAUCCUAAUUUGUUUGCCUUUUUGAACUUACCUCUAAGAUAAAACAAUAUUUUAUAAUAUUUUCGAAAAUGGCAUUACUAAACUAAGAAUAUUUAUUUUACAUUAAUUUUGAGUAUCAUGCAGACAAUUGGAACAUAAAAUGUGUCAAGAGUUUUAGUUUUAAUAAAUAACUAGCCUAGAUGGGUAAUUAAAUGAUAAAGAUAAGCCUAACACCUCUAUCAGAAUUUGGUGAUUGAUUGUUUGUAACAAUGAUCAAGGGUACAACUCAGGAGCUGGACUGGCAGCACGGAAUCCUAUGCUAAACAGGAGAAUUUAAAGCUACAGUUGGAGCUGAUCAAAACUGAACUAGAGUUAGUUCGAGUCCAACCGUAGCUUUAAAUUUUACUGCUUGGCAAGUUUCAGUUGGGGCUGUUGCGCCAGUUAAAAGCCAUCUGUUGCAGGAAGACUAGGGAGAGAAAUGCUGGUUGUGCUAUCGGUUGAGUACGAGAUGAGGGGGAAAGACACGUAGCCCCCCUCUGUGGAUAGAUCCCAUUUCUGUGGAUAGAUCUUCGAUUUCAGGAAAAUGCCUGACAAAGAUUUUGGAGGCCUUGUAGAAAGCUAUGAGUGCUCACUAGAUUAUAAAGGUGAACUGAAAAUUUGCAGCAUGCGCAUGAGAUAUUACAUGUCUUAUCAACAUCGUAUUACUUGUCCUUCAACAUACCAAUUGCUAAGUGGACUUUAGACAUUAUUAAUUAGACAUUUUGACAGGUCUAACUAAACAUGGUAAUCAACAGCUUUCUCACUCUUUGGUGAUCGGCCGCAGAGCAGGUUAGCUGGUAAGGGAACAGACAACGUAUACUAUGUGCCUUGGCCAAGUUGUGAAGGUAUCAACAAUUUAUUUUUUACGUUUUAUAUCCUGAUCUGGCUGCAACAUUUAUUUUUUUUAUUAAUACUAUAUUUUAGUCUAUUUUAAUGUGAUUUGUCAGAAAACGUUAACCACAUUUUUUUUCUUAAGAUUAAAUGCAUGACAAAAUAUUUGAGAUGAGGCCGAGCGAUCCUGAAUUUUCACUUUCAGGUUAUGAGCCAACACGGACAAGUAAAA